UAUCACGAAAAUCUGAUACGGAAGGUCGUUGGUUCGAUUCCCAAAAACCAAUAAAAUUUGUAGAGGUACAAAUAAGGCCAAAGAUAGACCCGUGCCACCGGUCAAAUAGUAUCUAAAUCACUCAGAUUUGUAUGAUAUUGGUCUAUAAAACCGGUUUCUAUUACCAUUAAUCCCAUAGUUAUAACAGCUUCGUAUAUCCAGAUCCAGUUAUCAGACUUAAAAUGACUUCGAGUUUAACAAUUGCGACGAACGUUACCGUGAACGAUGUCGAAUUAUCAACGACAUCCUACAUGAAUUCCAUUAAUUUUGUAAAAAAUAUGAUGCACACUGCCAUUGUCAACAUUAUAUACAAUCGAAUCGAAGACGACGACGCAAUAUUUAACUCAUAUAACAUGAACAAUGUGAAAUAUAAGGGAUUAUCAAAUAGAAUUCCAAAAACGCACCAACUGCAGCGCGUUAAUUGUUGGAUGAAAGAUGCGUAUCUUGCUUUGGAGCGCAAAAAGUUAAAUAAAUUGUAUUUGGUUAUUAUGGAAAACAAUAGCGCAAGCGAGUAUUAUGAGUUCACCAUAAAAUAUUUGGAUAAACCAAAAACCUCCAUCAAUACUAAGCAAGUUUUUCAAGUUACUGAGGAUUUCCUAAAAACGAUUAACCUUCUUGGAACCAACACAAAGUUUCCCUUAAAUACUGAGUGCAAAAUCCAAAUGACUCUAAAUGAUGGAUUAGAUCUAAAAUACUUCCAUAAUGGUGUUUUAAUACAGAAUCAUAAUCAUAUUGUAGGAAUGGGCAGUAUAGAUACAGGACACAAUAAAUUAAGACUAUGCGCAAAGGGCCAAAUCUUUGAUGAAAGCUUCGAUCAAAGUUCUGUUAAUGUGAUUGAUGAUGUUGAAGUUAGCCCCUCAUUUGAAGAAACACUAGUUUGUGUUUGCAGUAUCAACGAAAACUUUUCAGGAAUUCCGAUCAUCAGAUGUGGGAUGUGUAAAACUUAUCAACAUGUCCCUUGUAUUGGAUAUACAAUUGCUAAGCCUCCUCUAAAUAAUUAUACUUGUUGGUAUUGCUGUAAAAAGAAUGAGCUUGUAUCACAUGAUAAACGAAUGUUUCUGCAUGCUAAUAAUGAAAGGACAUUAAUGCGUUCAACUAUUUUGAGAUUUAUUACAUAUGCAAUAUUACAUACAAAUAUAACACCACAACAAAUUAUUGAUAAAAUGUCACCAGUAUAUGUGAAGGCGAUUAUCGACUUUCUAAUAAAAAUUGAUUUUUUUCAUUUGAAAGACAACACUUACAUGCCUAUCAUUCACACUAUAAAUAGAUUCGCGAAUGGGGUAUUCUUUUAUAAAAUUUCCUCGGACAGUUGCCACCUUUCAGAAACAGAAGUAGUAGAAAUAGAAGAUAAAUAG
Messenger RNA from Nicrophorus vespilloides, 1394 nucleotides. RefSeq lists its product as uncharacterized. The record is from RefSeq and is a predicted model, not a curated record. Bases 222 to 1394 code for a protein of 390 amino acids. Lineage: Eukaryota; Metazoa; Arthropoda; Insecta; Coleoptera; Silphidae. The transcript is spliced from 8 exons.